Gadus chalcogrammus (walleye pollock) is the source of this 7835-nucleotide messenger RNA. RefSeq names its product chloride channel, voltage-sensitive 4 (gene clcn4). The record is from RefSeq and is a predicted model, not a curated record. NCBI's taxonomy places the organism in Eukaryota, Metazoa, Chordata, Actinopteri, Gadiformes, Gadidae. The transcript has 12 exons. Gene Ontology annotation, cellular component: early endosome; synaptic vesicle; Golgi apparatus. Gene Ontology annotation, molecular function: voltage-gated chloride channel activity. Gene Ontology annotation, biological process: transmembrane transport; chloride transport. The coding region runs from base 206 to 2527 and encodes 773 amino acids.
GCGUCAUCUCAGCUCAGCUUCUCAGUGACAGCCCGCGAUGCAUUGUGGGAGACCUCCCAGCCCCGUGUGUUUAUUCCUCCACCUUUAACACGAAAUGUGUGUUUAAACACAUCUUUGAGCUGAGAUGUCCGCUCAGACGCAGAACAUUAAGACGUUCACUGAUUCAUAACUCACUCCGCCACCCCGUGUGACGUGAAACCGAACUAUGGAAGCCGCGGAAGGCUUGGCCUCAGCCUCUGCCUCGACCCCCGGGGGGGAGGAGCCAAACGGGGCGGGGCACCUCAUGGACUUCCUUGACGAGCCGUUCCCUGACGUGGGGACAUAUGAGGACUUCCAUACCAUCGACUGGCUCCGGGAGAAGUCCCGCGACACUGACCGCCACCGCAAGAUCACCAGUAAGAGCAAAGAGUCGAUGUGGGAGUUGAUCAAGAGCCUUCUGGACGCCUGGUCCGGCUGGGUGGUGAUGCUGCUGAUUGGCCUGCUCUCAGGCACACUCGCGGGGGUGAUCGACCUUGCGGUGGACUGGAUGACGGACCUGAAGGAGGGCGUCUGCCUCUCGGCCUUCUGGUACAGCCACGAGCAGUGCUGCUGGACCUCCAACCAGACCACCUUCGACGACCGCGACAAGUGCCCCGAGUGGCAGAAGUGGGCGGAGCUCAUGACCGGGACCUCCGAGGGGGCGGGGGCCUACCUGCUGAACUACCUGCUGUACGUCCUGUGGGCGCUGCUCUUCUCCUUCCUGGCCGUUUCGCUGGUCCGAGUCUUCGCUCCGUACGCCUGUGGCUCGGGGAUCCCAGAGAUCAAGACCAUCCUGAGCGGGUUCAUCAUCCGGGGCUACCUGGGGAAGUGGACGCUGCUCAUCAAGACAGUGACGCUGGUGCUGGCCGUGUCCUCGGGACUCAGCCUGGGGAAGGAGGGGCCGCUCGUCCACGUGGCCUGUUGCUGUGGCAACCUGUUCUGCAGCCUCUUCUCCAAGUACAGCAAGAACGAGGGCAAGCGCCGCGAGGUGCUCUCUGCAGCGGCGGCGGCGGGGGUCUCCGUGGCCUUCGGGGCGCCCAUAGGGGGGGUCCUCUUCAGCCUGGAGGAGGUGAGCUACUACUUCCCCCUGAAGACGCUGUGGCGCUCCUUCUUCGCGGCGCUGGUCGCUGCCUUCACGCUGCGUUCCAUCAACCCGUUCGGGAACAGCCGUCUGGUGCUGUUCUACGUGGAGUAUCACACGCCCUGGUACAUGGCGGAGCUGGUGCCCUUCAUCCUGCUGGGCGUGUUCGGUGGCCUCUGGGGGGCGCUGUUCAUCAGGGCCAACAUCGCCUGGUGCCGGCGCCGCAAGACCACGCGCCUUGGCCGCUACCCGGUGCUGGAGGUGGUGGGCGUGGCCGGCGUCACCGCCCUGCUGGCCUUCCCCAACCCCUACACGCGGCGCAGCACCUCGGAGCUGAUCUCGGAGCUGUUCAACGACUGCGGCGCCCUGGAGAGCUCGCAGCUCUGCGACUACGUCAACAGCCCCAACAUGAGCCGGCCGCUGGACGACAUCCCGGACCGGCCUGCCGGCCCGGGGGUCUACACGGCGCUCUGGCAGCUGGCGCUGGCGCUGGUCUUCAAGGUGGUGGUCACCGUGUUCACCUUCGGCAUGAAGAUCCCGUCGGGGCUGUUCAUCCCCAGCAUGGCGGUGGGGGCCAUCGCGGGCCGCAUGGUGGGCAUCGCGGUGGAGCAGACGGCCUACCACCACCACGACUGGAUCAUCUUCAGGAACUGGUGCCGCCCCGGGGCCGACUGCGUCACGCCAGGGCUGUACGCCAUGGUGGGGGCCGCCGCCUGCCUGGGGGGCGUCACCCGUAUGACGGUCUCUCUGGUGGUCAUCAUGUUUGAGCUGACGGGGGGACUGGAGUACAUCGUCCCCCUCAUGGCGGCGGCCGUGACCUCCAAGUGGGUGGCGGACGCCUUUGGGAAGGAGGGAAUCUACGAGUCGCACAUCCAGCUCAACGGCUACCCCUACCUGGACGUCAGGGACGAGUUCAGCCACCGCACGCUGGCGGCGGACGUGAUGCGGCCGCGCCGCAGCGAGCCGCCGCUGGCCGUGCUGACGCAGGACGCUGACAGCGUGGAGGAGGUGGAGGCGCUCAUCAAGGGCACGGACUACAACGGCUUCCCCGUGGUGGUGUCCCGGGAGUCGGAGCGCCUCAUCGGCUUUGUAGGCCGCAGGGACCUCACGCUGGCCGUCAAGACGGCCCGUCAGAAGCAGGAGGGCGUGGUCAGCAGCUCGCUGGUGUUCUUCACGGAGGACCCGCCCCCGCUGCCGGACGACCCCCCUCCGCCCCUGAAGCUGCGCCGCAUCCUGAACCUCAGCCCCUUCACGGUCACCGACCACACGCCCAUGGAGACGGUGGUGGACAUCUUCAGGAAGCUGGGCCUCAGGCAGUGUCUGGUCACACGCAGCGGACGUCUCCUGGGGAUCAUCACCAAGAAGGACGUCCUCAGACACAUGGCCCAGAUGAUGGACCAGGACCCAGAGUCCAUCAUGUUCAACUAGUCCUGCUGAGAGCUGCACUGCACCCCUGUAGUGGACUACACUGUACAAUAACUCAUCUAUACAUACACCUCCCUGUGGUCUGUCUCCCGUGAGAACGUCUCACUGUCUUUCGAAGUCUGUCUUUAAUUUGCUCUGAUCUGAAAGCGUAUCAACAGCGGGGUCGGCCGGGGGACUUGCCGGUGGAUCGGUCCACUGUGGUCGGUUUGAAGGGGUGUUCCCCUGUCAAAACGAGACGCUCCGUUUGAUUCUGUUCGCCAUAUUCACGACCUCCCACUGCAGACAUUGUGCUGAUUUUUCCUCCAGUGCUCCGCAGCCCGAUCAUCGUCAUCGCCACUCCCCCCCCCCCCCGCUACAGUCUGGGUUGUCUUGUGAGUGACAUGCACAUGAAGGGUGAGGCUACUUCAGGCCCCUGCUGAUAUUGAAAUGCAGCGAUAUAAUUGGCCGGUCUGGGACGGCUGUGGACCAAUGGACACAGCCCCCACCACGCUGGCUUCUGUCCUGAUGGUCGUUGGGCUUCCUGUUGACGUGUGUAUGUGAUUGGUCCUCCUGCUUCCUGGUUAUAGGUACUUUGGGUAAUGUAGUCCACCUCGAAGCCUUUAACUCUUAAGUGUUUGUUAAUUUAUUCGUGGCUCUUACUAAUGUUUGACUGAUAAACCUUCUGGUCGUAUUUUAAGUGUUUCAACUGAACCUAAACUACUUACCUGACCUCCCCUCAGUGGUUUAAGGGUAAGCGUAGCUUGUAGCGUCCGCUGUCUGUAGUUUUCCAUCACAGUCCCUAAGGCAUGUUACGUUUUAUAUGAAUUAACUGAGUGUAAAGGCACUGUCGUACUUCUGUUAGAUUAAAUAUUUAAACACUAAUGGCCGAGGAGAGGAACCCGUUUAUUGUUUUUGUUCAGACGUUGUGUUCUUUAGCUGAUCUGGUAAAUGAAGGAUAUCGUUUUGGGCGUCCUGGAGUUGCACAUUGAACCGUUGAAGACCAUGAGCCCAAUGUACUUAUCACUCCUCAUGCUCCCUGUAGACGUUUAUUCCUGGUGGAGUUGAACUGUUAAUGGAGUAAGGGUUAACCUAACCCUAACCCCUAAGGUUAACACCCACCCUUAGCGAAGCCCAACCGUAAACCCUUAAAGAUCCCAUGGCAUGCUACUUUAUGGAUGCUUUAAUUUAGAUAUAAGUAGGCCCCAAACACAGUAUUUCAGGCAGCAUGUCGCAGUUCAUGUACUUCAGGGAGUCAAAGCCAAAGUUCCUUUCCCCCAAUUCCUUCUCAACAAUGGCUGAGACCCCAACUACAGUCUUGUUGUGGAAAUACAAGAGACGUCAAAGAACCGACGUGUUAUGUACCAUAACACCAACAGCAAGCACUUGCGCUAGAGUGUGUGUUAUCAAACUCACACACACAUCUGGCGCUCGCACGGUCGUGUCUCAUUGGCGGGCCAAAUUCUCUGGGCGGGAAAGGCAGAGAAAGGGGAGGAACUUAGAUCCUUUAUGACGACAUAAGAGAACACGUUCCAAAUCAGCGCGCUUGAGCGCUGAUUUGGAACGUACACCUAGUGCUUGUUUUACACCGAACACAAGUUUUAGCCACUGGGGGACAAAAGGCAGGCUAGGGGAACUCAAGAAAACCUCAUAAAGUGAGAUUUUCAUGCCAUGGGACCUUCAAGGUUAACCAUUACCCUAAACCUAACCCUAAGGUUUAAACCUAACCCUAACCUUUUGGGGUAACCCUCACCCUAAGCCUAUCAUGCACCCAAACACGGUGGCGUUUGGGUUUCCCACUCUCCUCGAACUCCCACAACAAAUUCAGCGCAGCGAUGGUGGUGAUCUCAGCCAUGUUUGUGGAGCAAAAGAAAAGUAGCAGGGGAAAAUAAGUUUUGGGCGGGCUCAUCUAGCUCCGUAGGCGCGUUAGCCGCGUUGAACUAUUUUUGUGACGCACAAUGAUCAAGCGUCAGGUUAGGCGCGUUACACGCGUGUCUGACAUAUAGGGGACUAGUCUCUGUAGACGCAUACUGCGGCCAAUCAAAUCGCACAAAGCCGAUGUGUGGAUAUAAAUACAAAAGAUGACACCAACAACAGGUGACUAAAAAACAAUCCUAUCAUUCCACAUUUCUGUAAAAUAAUAUAAUGGCCGGAUUUCUUCUGCUUCUUCCUGCUUUUUAUUGCAAAAUGGAUCCAGCAAACGCGUGGAGUGCAUUUGCAUAACCGCGAUCCGAUUGGCCGACGGAUCCACCGCUGCCUGAAAAGUUGACCUAUCUCAACUCUUUUACACAGGCCACGGAGCCGAAUGGACGGACGGACCCACAAUGCAUUUCGCGAGUGCCCCAUGUAAGUCAAUGAGAUCCGUCGACGGACGGAGGUAGUGUGAACAAGCCCUCAAAGGUACGGCAACACUGAACGCGUUACGCGCGUUAGAGGCGUAGAAAAUCUGCAUUUUUGCAUAGGGAACCAUUGGUUCACACGCUAAAGCAGCGCGUUAGAUGCGUUUUACGCAUCUCAUGCCCAACGCACCUACGCGUCUAACGCACCUACGCACGGAAUUCAAAAUUGUUUACGCUCCUACGUGUGACACUUAGCCGCGAUAGCCAAUUAGCGCUCUGCAGCUGAUAUGGAGCGCCUGUAGUUGGUGUGACGGGAGAACCUGGCACCAACCCGGGCUAGCAGGUCAUCAAACAUGGCCCCAGUCAACCGAAAAUACCGGUUGUGGCCGUACCUUUAGGGUUCACUCUAACCCAAACUCUAACCCAAACUCUUACCCUAAACUCAAGCCUUACCGUUAGGGCGCACUCACACUAGGCCAUCUGUACCGUGCCCAAGUCCGUUUCACACCCAUACCGUGCUCAAGUACGAUUGCCCCUGUCAAACCAAAAUUGUACCGGGAGCGAAAAUUGUGCCGCCUACGUAAUCCACAUCGAAACAUUGCGUCAACGCGAUUGUCCGUUGCCAGGCAGGUUUCCAAAAAUGUUCGCGCUCAUCAAGGGUAGUGGUGUUGCUGAAAAGAAAGUGAAAUCCGCGAGUUGCUGAUCAUGUGAGAGCAGGUGAUGCAGUCGUAUUAAACAAAGACGUUGAAAGAUGGUGCGAUCUACGAGAGAGUCGCAGAGGAACUGUCCUGACGAGGCUUAAUUUUGUCGGGAUAAAAAACAAGUGGUUAGCAAAAUAAAGAAUAUGUUGGUGUUUUUGCACUUGUAAAUAGUUAGUCGUGUUUGUAGCCUACACUCAGACGUGAACUUAUUCUUGCAUGCAGGUGUCUUCAUUCAUAUGAAAAAUAAAAACAUUCGGGAGUGUGCAAAUUAUUCUAGGUAUAGACUGCGAGCAGCCCCGCCUUCUCCAGUGAACCAAGAAAGCCCGCGCCGGGGCGAACGCGGUAUUUUUGAUCAAAAACUCAACUUCACUAUCGCACCAACAUGAACCGCUUGCCGUCAUGUUUAUUGUUUAAAGGGAAAGAAGGGUCGCAUGGACUAUACGUCAUCCAGCUCAGGUUGCGUAGCCAUGCGUGUGCGCGUGUCGGCUCAUUAGCAUCUGUACCGUGGCCUGAGUACACCUCUCCGAAGUGUGCUCAGGCCACAGAUUUGUACUUGAGUACUUUGAACUGGCCUAGUGUGAGUGCGCCCUUAGGGUUUAACUUAACCCUUGGGGUUAACUCUAACCAUAACCAUAACCCUAACUCUAACUCUAACCCUAAGUCUACGGUCAGAGGCGUUGUGAUCAACAUGUCAUUGACACUGAAUACCUGUUUUAAGUUGAAGAGCUUCAGGAUGUAUUUCUAUUUUAAGGGGGAAUCAAGAACACUGUUAAUAUAUCUCCAUUCUCCUCAUUCGGAUGAUAACUCUAAAUAUGUAAAAAAAUACAUAGAUGGUACUCAUUUUGCACUUUUAUUUAGAAAUUUGUGAUUCGUAACACGUUAAGCAUCAUUAUUUGUUGAGGUUGAUCGAGAAUAAAGAUGGAUUUGUCUCUUAACAGUUUUCUCCUUAAUUGCUCUUCUAGUUCGUUAAUACCGCGUUCAGAGCUCUGCUCACGGCCAUAAACGCUAAUUGGGAGGUAUUAAUUGGUUGCAUUCUGCAGCCCGAAUGCUAGGGGCCGCUAACACAAUGCGCAUUUUACAAACCCUAUUCAAGAGUAGUUAUAUUGUUUGUCGAAAUUAAAGCUAUAUAACAUUGAUCUUGCAGCUGACACCAUAAUAUAGUCCGGCAAAGUCCGUCGAUCGCGCAAGAUCAAUGUGCUGAGUGAGACCACCAUCCAGCUGCCCAAAGUCGAUGCAGCAACAGUGACACAAUGGUGAGUAAAUGAGCAUGCUUAAGGUACAUGCUUUGCGUGAUAUUUUAUGCAGAGCAUGUUUAAUCCAUUGUUUCCAGUUUUCAUAACGAGAUGGCUGGCUCAGCAAAUGGAAUGUGAAUCUAAAUGAAUUGGCCGUUUUAUAAAAUCAAUAAUACACGAGGAUGUGAUCAAUUGCUAUGUGAUUACAGCUGUGUCAUGCUGCUGUAUCAUAGGCGUGAUCAAAUGCCAAUCGGUCAAACCCUCUGAAUUUUAAUAAAUAAAUCAGCAGUGUGGUCAGAAGUGUUUUUUAUCAACUUAGAGUAAUAUCAAAUCUUAAAUCCCUUUUAUCCCGGAGUGAUCUUGAAAUUCUCAUACAUGCUUUUAUCAGCUCUAGACUUGAUAACUGCAAUAUUUUAUAUACAGGUCUUACUCAAUCUAACAUCCACAAAUUACAGAUGGUCCAGAAUGCAGCAGCCAGAAUGCUCACUGGCACUAAAAAGAGAGAGCACAUCACACCAUUCCUGGCUCAGCUGCACUGGCUCCCAGUCAAAUUUAGAAUUGAUUUUAAGAUUUUACUCUUUGUUUUUGGCUCAGCUUAAUGGCUCAGACCCCCUUAUAUUGGUGAAAUGCUUUCCCCACAUUCCACCUCAAGGUCGACCCGGUCAUCCACAAAACAGCUCCUAUCUGUCCCCCGUACACGUCUUAAAACGAAAGGUGACCGGGCAUUCUCUGUUGCUGGCCCAAACCUUUGGAAUCCCCUUCCACCCCACAUCAAGUCUCCACCCUUGCCAGUUUUAAGUCUAAUUUAAAGACAUACCUUUUCACUCUUGCUUUAACACCCUUAACCCUGUUCUUACUAUUUAUAUUGCUCUCUUUCUACUUAUUUUAUGCAUUUCUUUUUUAGUCAAGACCUGUGUAUCCCUGGGCCCCUUUCAACAACUGUCCUGCCCAACCCUGGUUUCUGCAAUUGUAAAGCGCUUUGGGUGAAAGCCCUGUGGUUUUUAAAUGUGCUACAUAAAUAAAAGUGACUUGACUUGACUUGACUUGUGUAUUAUUGCUAAAU